CCCCCAGCCCAUUCUCCUGGGGGCGCUGGUGUGUGUAUGUGGAGCGACCAGGGCUGCCCAGGUGGCGGAGGGGAGGGGCAAGUGGGACAAUUUGCCCCAAGUCCCUCAGGAGCCCCCACCAGAAUAUAGUAUUCUAUAGUAUUGCAACUUUUUUUUUUUAAUGGAAGGGGCCCCUGAAAUUGCUUUGCCCCAGGCCCCCUGAAUCCUUUGGGCAGCCCUGGGAGUGACUUGCUCAUUACCGCCUUCUGGGCCAUGCAAGAAGUGGGGGGUAGGUAGGGAGGCCUCUCCCCCCUGGGGUCAUUCACAAAGGAGAGGUAACAGCUGGAUGAUGAUCCCCAUAGAUGCACUUGCAGAAUCCGCGCCAUAAACCCUGUCUGCACUGGCAGCAUUAGGACCUGUAAUUCACUAUUGGUGCAGCCCCGCUGGUGGAAACUGGGAUUAAACUGAGGCUAUGUACACAUUACAUCUUACCUCGAUGUGGGAACAUGGCCACUAAAAAAUUAAGAAGAGCAGGGUUAUCUCAGGAACUUUGUGACAGGCUGAGUCGGCAUCAGAUCACUACCUGUCGGGACUUUCUGUGUCUUUCACUCUUGGAGUUAAUGAAAGUGACCGGGCAAAGUUAUUGGAAUGUACAGAAACUUCUUUGCAAAGUCAGCUUAGCUUGUGCUCCCAAAAUGCAGACUGCUUAUGAGAUGAAAAUGAAAAGGGCUAUCAAUCCAUCCUCAGCCUUCUUCUCCACUACCCUAGAUGGUUUGGAUAAAGCCCUGCAUGGUGGAGUGGCCUGUGGAUCCCUCACAGAGGUAACUGGCCCAUCGGGUUGUGGCAAAACUCAGUUUUGUCUUAUGAUGAGUGUACUGGCUACUCUGCCUAUCAGCAUGGGAGGAUUAGAUGGGGCUGUCAUAUACAUUGACACAGAGUCUGCAUUUGGUGCUGAAAGGUUGGUUGAGAUAGCAGAACACCGUUUCCCUAAUUAUUUUGGCACAGAAGAAAAGUUGUUUUCAAUGACCCGUAGCAUUCAUCUCUAUCGGGAGCUCACCUGUGACAGUGUGCUGAAAAGGAUUGAGACUUUGGAAGAAGAAAUCAUUUCUAAGAAGGUUAAGCUUGUAAUAAUUGACUCUGUUGCUUCAGUGGUCAGAAAGGAGUUUGAUAUGAAACUUCAAGGAAACUUGAUGGAGAGAAGUAACUUUCUGGCUAGAGAAGCAUCAUUAUUGAAGUACUUGGCUGAGGAAUUUUCAAUACCAGUUAUCUUGACAAAUCAGAUUACCACACGGCUGAGCAGUGGCCUUGAUAUCCAGGCAGACCUGGUGUCUCCAGCUGAUGACUUGUCCCUGUCUGAAGUUUCAGGAGCCUCUGGGAGCAAGGACAGGGAACCUGGCUAUGUGACAGCAGCACUGGGGAACACAUGGAGUCACAGCGUCAACACCAGGCUCAUACUACAGUAUCAUGACUUGCACACAAGACAGGUCCUGGUUGCUAAAUCUCCCGUUGCUCCAUUCUCAGCUUUUUUCUACACCAUUGAAAAUUCUGGUCUGGUUCUUCAAGAUGGGGACACUGAGGUACAGAAGACCACUCAUCCCCUAUGUAACUCAGUGGAGUCACAGCAAGGAUGCAUUUGUCUCAGAGAAGAUGGAAAGGACCAUCCAGAUGCCAGCUGGGAAGGCUCCAGUCCUGUACUGCAGGCCAUAAGAGUGAGGACCAAUAUCUUGAAAGAUGGCUUCCCCAGUUCCACUGCUGAGACCCUCAAGCUAGCACAACCCAUAUGAAGAAGAACGUGUCUCAGCUGGAGAGAAGCAUGACACAGAUAUUUUGCCAAAUGUGAUUUCUUUAAAUUUCUAUGAAGCAGUUUGUGGAAUUGCUUCUUCUUUUACCUCUGAACAGGGGGACUUUGAAUGUGGUUCUUGUUCUUUGUACAUGAGUAGCCAUAUUAUAUUUAGUGAUAUAAAAA
Messenger RNA from Chrysemys picta bellii (western painted turtle), 1945 nucleotides. RefSeq names its product RAD51 paralog B (gene RAD51B). Gene Ontology annotation, molecular function: ATP binding; ATP hydrolysis activity; four-way junction DNA binding. NCBI's taxonomy places the organism in Eukaryota, Metazoa, Chordata, Testudines, Emydidae. The record is from RefSeq and is a predicted model, not a curated record. Gene Ontology annotation, biological process: double-strand break repair via homologous recombination. Gene Ontology annotation, cellular component: replication fork; Rad51B-Rad51C-Rad51D-XRCC2 complex.